This is a messenger RNA of Lolium perenne, 5658 nucleotides long. RefSeq lists its product as uncharacterized. NCBI's taxonomy places the organism in Eukaryota, Viridiplantae, Streptophyta, Magnoliopsida, Poales, Poaceae. The record is from RefSeq and is a predicted model, not a curated record.
UCAAAAGCUCUGAAUGGGGAAAAGAAAGCGAUCUCUGCGGCCGCAAAGGAUGCCCAAUAAACACACCCAACUCCUUAAAGACGGUGAAGAACCCCAGGAGCUGAGCGGCCGCGCUCCCCUUCGUCCAAUUUCCACCUCAAAAAACCGUAACCACCGCUUCCUCUCCGGAGCCCAGUUGGAUUCCGUGUCGUCGUCGUCGCCGGCGACGAUGGCGGAGGCGGCCCGGGAGCAUGUGGAGAAAAUCCUGGCGGAGGCGGCCCGGGAGCAUGUGGAGAAAAUCCGGCGCGAGCGCUACUACAUCGGCCGCGGCGAGCAGAACCCGCUGGCGGAGGACAUGCACCAGGCGGUGAACUAUCUCAGCCAGGAGCUUUACUCCAAAGAUGUGCACUUCCUCAUGGAGUUAGUCCAGAAUGCUGAAGACAAUGAGUAUCCUGAGGGAGUAGCACCAUCUUUGGAGUUCCUUGUUACAUCUAAUGACAUCACAGGAUCUGGAGCAUCAUCAACUUUAUUCAUUUUUAACAAUGAGAGGGGGUUCUCUAAAUCAAAUAUUGAGUCCAUUUGUCGUGUGGGGAAGUCAACAAAAAAGGGAAACAGAGACAAGGGUUACAUUGGAGAGAAAGGUAUUGGAUUCAAAAGUGUGUUCCUUAUAUCGAGCCAGCCCCACAUAUUCAGUAAUGGGUAUCAAAUCAAGUUUAAUGAGAAUCCCUGUGCAGAAUGUAAUAUUGGAUACAUUGUCCCUGAGUGGGUUGAAUCCAGACCUAGCCUAUCGGAUGUCAAACAGAUAUAUGGGUGUUCCAAAAACCUUCCAGCAACCUGUAUCAUCCUGCCUUUGAAGGAUGAGAAGGUUACUGCGGUUAAGCAGCAGCUCUCAAACUUGCAUCCUGAAAUGCUGUUGUUUCUGUCAAAGAUCAGGCAGCUUUCCGUCCGAGAAGAUAAUUGCAACCCGAGAGCCAGCACUGUUAGUGAGAUUGCAAUAUCCAGCGAAAAGAACUACCAAAUGAGAAAGAACAUGCAUGCAGAGUCUUAUACUCUUCAUUUAUCAGCUCAAGAAGAUGGGAACGAAGAAGAAUGCGGGUACUACAUGUGGAGGCAAAAGUUCCCUGUGAAGCCAGAGAAUAGAGUGGACAAACGUACUGAGAUUGACGAGUGGGUCAUCACUCUAGCCUUCCCACAGGGUGAGCGUCUAUCCCGUGGGAAGGAGCUAUCUCCUGGUGUAUAUGCUUUCCUUCCCACGGAAAUGGUAACCAACUUUCCCUUCAUCAUCCAGGCUGACUUCCUCCUUGCAUCAUCAAGAGAGGCAAUACUGUUCGACAGUCCAUGGAACAAGGGAAUUCUAGAGUCUGUCCCAAAUGCUUUCCUGAAUGCUUUUGUAGCACUUGUGAAGUCCAGAGCUGAUGCACCAGCAAUGUCACUUCCAUCUAUGUUCCGUUUCCUACCGGUCAAUCCUUCACUAAUCCCAUUGCUUGAGCCAGUUAGGUCUGGCAUCAAAGACAAGGUUCUUCUUGAGAAUAUAGUGCCAUGUGAGUCUCACACUUCACAAAAGAUAUUUUGCAAGCCUGACUCGGUUGCUCGGCUCAAACCAACCUUUUGGGAUAUCCUUGGCAAGGCGCGAGAGUCCGGAGUGGAUCUGAAGAAUCUGUCCACCCAUGGAACCUACAUCCUCAGCUCUCAUUUUGACAAGAGUACACACAAUAGUGUGCUUGCAUUUCUGGGUGUUAAAAGUGUGAGCUCUGAAUGGUAUGCUAAGUGCAUUGAGGGGUCUAAUCUUCUCAAGGAGGUACAUGAACAACUUUAUCUGGAAAUCAUAUCGUUUGUCGUGGAUAAUUGGCAAAAUUUCUUUUGUGGAACAAACAUGUUGUCUAUUCCCCUGCUGAAGUAUGUUGAUAGGAACAAUGCUAUCUCUUUCUGGAGCAUAUCUAGAGCUAGUCAAUCGAGCGAUAGAUUGUGCCUUGUAUCUGAGAAGAAGUGCAUAUCAUGGCUCAUCAGCUGGAACCAGGAGUUUCUGUCAUCUGGACGUUUUUUUCUGCCUCCCAGCACACAGACAGCUCUAGAAGAUUUCCCACGGAAGUCAACAAUAAUACAAUGGCUUCACAGCCAUGCAAAAGUGGAGUCUACAUCCGUGUACAAUUAUGGACUUACUGUUGCUAGUUCCUUGAACACUGAUAGAAGGCCUGUCAUUGCUUUGGCUCACUUUCUGUACCACUCAUCUCAAAAGGGUCACCUAGAAAGCUACAAUUUAGCUGAACUGUGCCGUGUCAUGCCAGUGAUUGACAGCUAUGGCAAUUCCGUCAAGACAAGAAGCAGCAUUCUGGUACCUGCGAAGGGUAGCAAAUGGAUUGAACUGAUCGGCACUAACCCAUGGACGAAUGAGAACUACAUUGAACUGCAUGCAGAUUACAAGUCAGCAGGCUGUUUUGCUGGGAACUACACAUCCGAAGGCCAGCUCUUGUCUUUCAUCAAGGCACAGUUGCAUGCAUCAGAUGUGCCAUUCAUACACCCUCCGAACGCAAGUUUCCCUACUGUCUCGUCCCCUCUAACUGUGGGCAAUGCGAUCUUGCUACUAGAGUGGAUACAGAAUUUGAAAUCGAGAAGAGUAACAUUACCGGCUAGGUUCUUGGCUUGUGUACAACAGGGAAGUUGGCUGAUGACAUCAGCUGGUUACAAGCCACCAAACGAAUCAUUUCUAUCCAACUCUGAGUGGAGUAAUCUUCUGCAAGAUGGAUCUUCCUUUGUUGAUAUACCAAUGAUCGAUCAACAGUUCUACCAAAACAAACUGCAUGAGUACAAAGAGGAACUCAAGGCAAUUGGUGUAAGAUCUGAGUUUAGGGAGGCGUCAGCUUACAUUGGCAGCCGCCUCAUGUCAAUGGCUGCAAACAACAUGCUAACCAGAGAGAACGUAUACGCAUUGCUUCGGCUGAUUCGGUUUCUUCAACAGAAGGUUCUGUCACCAAGUGAACUGAUUAAUCAUGUCAAAGAUGCGCGGUGGAUGAAGAGUACUCUCGGCUACAUGUCUCCUGCUAGUUGUAUUGUCUAUGAUUCAGAGUGGGCAGUGGCAUCUUGUAUCAGUAACCAACCAUUCCUUGAUGUCAAGUUCUAUGGUGAGGACAUCCUUGCGUAUAAACCAGAGCUGAAAUUGCUUGGUGUUGUCGUUGGUUUUGAAAACAACUACCAGCUUGUAAUUGAUAAUUUCAAGUUCAGUUCUGCUGCUGUUACUUGUGAUGCUACUGUACUUAUCCUCAAGUGCAUCCGGUAUGUAAGCUCAUGUGAUGACUUCCUAAAGAAGCUUAAAGAAUUAAAAUGGUUGAAGACCAGCAUGGGAUUCCGAGCUCCCAAUGAGUCUUUUCUUCUGGAACCUGAAUGGGAGUGCCUUUUAAAGGUCUUUGAUGGAAUCCCUGUAGUUGAUGUUGGAUUUUACGAGAGUAAAAUCAGUUCGUACAAAGAAGAGUUGAAGAAGACUGGAUUGAUCAUAAGAUUUGAGGAGGCAUCGAAGGCUAUAGGAAAUAUCUUUAAGAAGAUGGUCCUUAAGUCAUCACUUACAAAGGUGACUGUCCUAGCUCUACUAGCAUCUUAUCGCCAGCUGAGAAAGCAAAGCCCUAUUCCUGUCGAACUUUUCAAUGGCAUGCAGAAUGAGAAGUGGUUGCGCACAUCGUUGGGAUUCAGGUCUCCCUCGGAUGCGAUAUUAUAUGACGAAGAAUGGAAAUCUCUGUCACCAAUAGCAGACUUACCUUUCAUAAAUGAUGAUGACUCUCAUGAUGGCUUAAGCAAGGAAAUACAUGGUUACAAACAUGAGCUGAAGGGGCUAGGUGUUACUACAGAAGUGAAAGAUGGUGCUAGGUUUGUCAUUAGUGGUCUAAACUUUCCUAAGCAUCCUGUGAACAUAUCCGCAGCCACGGUCUUGUCAUUACUUCGGUCUAUCCGGAGCUGGUUGGCUUGUACAACAAAGUUUCCUAAGGACUUUGGGGAGAAAAUCAGUAGCUGCCGCUGGUUGAGGACAACACUGGGAUACAAAUGUCCUGAUGAAUGUAUACUCUUUGAUCGAAAGCAGUCUUAUAUCUACAAGGAGGAUGGCCCUUUCAUCGAUGAAUCUUUCUAUGGUUCAGAAAUAGCCUCUUUCAAAGAUGUCCUUGCGGAAAUUGGAGCAAUUGUGGAUGUUAGAUCUGGACAUGGCCUUAUUGCUCAGCAUCUGAGGAACCACAAAGAUACUGCUACUAUUUCUCGGAUAUACAUGUACCUUAAGGAGUGCAACUGGGAACCUAUGGACAAAAAGAGUGAUUGGAUUUGGAUACCGAAUGAAAGGGAAAGUGGGGCCUGGGUGAGCCCGCUAAGCUGUGUUCUUCAUGAUCCGGACAAUCUUUUCAGCAGCCAACUGCAUGUCUUGGGAAAAUACUAUGAAGGGAAGCUGCUCGACUUCUUUUCAUCUGCUCUUGGUGUAAGACAUGCUCCGUGUGCGGAAGACUACUGCCAGCUAUGGAGCACAUGGGAGAGCUUGUCCAGUGAGCUAUCGAUAGUCGACUGUGCUUCUUUCUGGAAGUACAUUGCAAAGAAGUGGAGCAAGAACACGGAGAAACUUCUUUCAGGUUGUGCCAAGGUUCCAGUUUGUGUGGAUGGAAAGAUAAUUUUAUCACAGAAGGAGGACGUGUUUAUUCCUGAUGAUCUACUUCUCAAGGAUUUGUUUGACAAGCUCCCUCAGGAAUCGUUUUUUAUCUGGUAUCCUUCUUGCAGCCUUCCUUCUGCCUCUCGAGCAAGGCUUAACAACAUCUAUGGUAGUAUCGGAGUCGGGGCAAUAUCAAAAGCCGUUGAGAAGAACAAUUCUUUCACCUUGGAGGAUAGAAGUUGUAGAAAAGUUGAUCAGCGUGAGUUGCUCAGUGUUGGUUUGCUUCAAAUAGUUCUCGCUUUCCUUGCUGAUCCCGCUCUUGACAUUUCUAUCGAAGAGCGUCACAGGAUGGUUUCUUGGCUGUUAAAUGUGGUUGUCCUAGAGACCGACAGGCCAAUCACGGUGGGAUAUCGUGUAAAUCUGUCUGGUGGAAGGUCCGUGGAUGUGAAGGCCAGCCGAAUGCUCCGCUGGGAGAGGGUGAAUGCAAAGCUGUACACGCAGCGAAGAAAUGGCACAGCCAGUUGUUACAAAGAAAAGAUCGAGUUUGCGACGAACUUUGCGGACGAGAUAGCUCAAGGAUUGCUCUUUGAGAUGGCGGACCAGAUCACUUCACUUGCAGAGCUCAUAAAAAUUGGCAGCCUUGUAGACUUCCAGGAGGCCGCUGUUGAAUACCUGCUGAGGUCGAGGAAUCUGCAGCUGUUCCCUGAAGACGAGGCUUUCCUUAACGCUGCAUCACGAGGUGGCAGCAAGAACUGUUAGCCGUCUGGAGAUCAUCUUUCCCUUCUUCUAGUUGAUCGGUGAUGGUUUUGUUGAUGGCCUGCCCGCAGGAGCUUUGGUGCCCUGUGUGUCUGGAUUGCUGGAGGAUCCGGAAUGCAAACGCUACACCAGUGUAUUUGAGACUUUCUGCUGGUAUCAGCCCAGUUUAAGCUGCCGUGUUUCUUUGCUUUGUGUGGGUGGCUCUCUUGUCUUCCCGUCCAGAAUCUGUCAACAGUGUCAGUUUGUCUGUUUAAGUAAUUGUUUGAGACUUUGAGUGAUACCACUAGUACUAUUUUUAUGCUGUCCCA